AUGUGUUAUUCCGGCUCGCCAGUGCGGCACCGCGACUCGCCAGUGCGGCACCGCGACUCGCCAGUGCGGCACCGCGACUCGCCAGUGCGGCACCGCGACUCGCCAGUGCGGCACCGCGACUCGCCAGUGCGGCACCGCGACUCGCCAGUGCGGCACCGCGACUCGCCAGUGCGGCACCGCGACUCGCCAGUGCGGCACCGCGACUCGCCAGUGCGGCACCGCGACUCGCCAGUGCGGCACCGCGACUCGCCAGUGCGGCACCGCGACUCGCCAGUGCGGCACCGCGACUCGCCAGUGCGGCACCUUGCCUCGCCAGUGCGGCACCGCGACUCGCCAGUGCGGCACCGCGACUCGCCAGUGCGGCACCGCGACUCGCCAGUGCGGCACCGCGACUCGCCAGUGCGGCACCGCGACUCGCCAGUGCGGCACCGCGACUCGCCAGUGCGGCACCGCGACUCGCCAGUGCGGCACCGCGACUCGCCAGUGCGGCACCGCGACUCGCCAGUGCGGAACCUCGACUCGCCAGUGCGGCACCGCGACUCGCCAGUGCGGCACCGCGACUCGCCAGUGCGGCACCGCGCCUCGCCAGUGCGGCACCGCGACUCGCCAGUGCGGAACCUCGACUCGCCAGUGCGGCACCGCGACUCGCCAGUGCGGCACCUUGCCUCGCCAGUGCGGCACCGCGACUCGCCAGUGCGGCACCGCGACUCGCCAGUGCGGUACCGCGACUCGCCAGUGCGGCACCGCGACUCGCCAGUGCGGCACCGCGACUCGCCAGUGCGGCACCACGACUCGCCAGUGCGGCACCACGACUCGCCAGUGCGGCAUUAA
Schistocerca americana (American grasshopper) is the source of this 831-nucleotide messenger RNA. Its product is annotated as extensin-3-like. The transcript has a single exon. NCBI's taxonomy places the organism in Eukaryota, Metazoa, Arthropoda, Insecta, Orthoptera, Acrididae. The coding region runs from base 1 to 831 and encodes 276 amino acids. The record is from RefSeq and is a predicted model, not a curated record.